AUGGCGACGUCGGGACGACGCUACGCCAAAGAGAACACAGUGAAGGUAACUAAUGUUGACAUUAAAAAUGUUAGUAUGAUUGAUUUUAUCGAAGCAGUAGAGAGUAGUAUCGGAGAAGGUUCGUGCUUUGCAUGUGUCCCUCGUCCCCCCAGCAGCAUAGAAAUAACUGUAGACUCUGAAGUAAAUGCAAUUAAAUUAUGCGAAGAAGGAUUAGAUAUCAAUAAUGAUAAGUACUCCGUUGAGUUAUGCUUCUCUAAAAACACAGUAGUAUCGAUCUUCAACCUCCCCAGUCAUAUCGACGACGUAGUAAUUACGGAAAAACUAGAACAGUAUAAAAUUGAAAUUGUCGAUAAUGUAGUCAGACAUUAUUAUAAACAGAGGCCCGAUGUUGCUGACGGCACACGCCACGUAAAGUGCAAGUUCCCACCCAAUUUCCAUUCGCUCCCGUGGGCGAUGCAAUUCGACACUCCUGAUGGCCCACAGACUUUCAAAGUUUUACACAAUAAUCAAAGCAAAGUUUGCUUUAAGUGUCUAUCUCCUGACCAUGAAAAGAAAGCCUGCCCUAAGAUUCAGUGCCGAAAAUGUAAAGUAUAUGGUCACAUGGCUUUUAAUUGUGAAACU
Messenger RNA from Lottia gigantea (owl limpet), 621 nucleotides. RefSeq lists its product as hypothetical. The transcript has a single exon. The annotation marks the transcript as partial. NCBI's taxonomy places the organism in Eukaryota, Metazoa, Mollusca, Gastropoda, Lottiidae. The record is from RefSeq and is a predicted model, not a curated record. Gene Ontology annotation, molecular function: zinc ion binding; nucleic acid binding.